Molecule: messenger RNA, 748 nt
Organism: Saccoglossus kowalevskii
Lineage: Eukaryota; Metazoa; Hemichordata; Enteropneusta; Harrimaniidae
Product: 1-acyl-sn-glycerol-3-phosphate acyltransferase epsilon-like
Biological process (GO): phosphatidylinositol acyl-chain remodeling
Cellular component (GO): endoplasmic reticulum; endomembrane system; mitochondrion
Molecular function (GO): acyltransferase activity
Source: RefSeq, a predicted model, not a curated record
AUGCUGACAGCUAUCGUGUACCUGCAGGCGUUGAAGUUCGCCUUGCCAGCGAUAACGAUGCUUGGAGUAUCGCCUUGUUUUAUGAUGAUAUGGGGGACAUGGCGAAGUGUAUCGGCCGUGUUACCAACACGAUGGUACCACGCCGUAGACGAUAUCAUGUAUUCAAACUACCAGCGUCUAAUUGUCUUCUUUUAUGAGCAUUAUACGGGAGUAGAGGUUUUGCUGUACGGUGAUGUUGAUAUGCUGAACAAGAAAGAGAAUGUCAUCUACAUAAGUAAUCACCAAAGUACGAUAGACUGGAUAGUUUGUGAUUUUUUGUCUAUCAGACAAGGAAGUCUUGGACAUCUCAGAUAUGUACUCAAAGAUGGACUCAAGUAUUUCCCACUUUAUGGUUUUUACUUAGGAAUGCAUGGUGGUGUUUACGUAAAGAGAAGUGGACAGUUCCAAGAAAAAAAGUUCAUACGAAAACUAAACAGAUAUUCUAAGUAUAAUAUACCACUGUGGUUGGUCAUCUUCCCAGAGGGUACACGCUACAAUCCUAAUUUACCAAUUGUUAUUCAGAAAAGUCAAGGCUUUGCUUACAUGAGAGGCUACACUGUAUUAAAUCAAGUCCUGACACCGCGAGUAAAAGCGACGGCCGGAAGUCUGAAAAUACUGAGACAACAUAUUGAUGCCAUUUAUGAUAUUACUAUAGCAUACGAAUGGAAGAAUGACAACUACGUGAGACGAGCAGGUCCUGAUAUGACAG